CGGAAAGGAGGGGUGAGGCUGUUGCGGCAGGGGUAGUCAUGGGUGGGCUUGCUCCGUUCUGAUGGGGGAUCGGGAAGAGGGAAGGGGAACAUGAAGGGAAGGGUCUGCAAGUUUUUUUUAUCCUAAUUAUUUUUUUAAUUAUACAAAAUAUUAAGAAUCUAUAAAAUGGUGAAACAUAGCAACUCACCUUCUUUUAUAGGUUAGCAAAUUAACAAACAGGUUAAGGGACUAUUUUGAAUAAAUGGGGGGCAAAGGUAAGAUUAUUUUUUAGUUUAUUCAAAGGUUGAAUUAUUUUUAACAGAAGUAACAAAGGUGAGAUUAUUCUUUUUAGUUUAUUUUAUAAGUGACCAAAUAAUAGCAGGCUAAUAAUAAACUUUUUAUUUAUUUUAUAAGUGACCAAAUAAUAGCGGGCUAAUAAUAAAUUCCAAACAGUUCACCAUCUCCGAAUUUGCACACCUUGCUCAAAGUGAUUAAAAGAAGAUCCUCAAAAUAUAAAAAACAAAAAAAAUAAUCCUCCUUGUCUCUUUCCUCCAUUGAAGCGGCUAAACUCUGAAUUCUCCGCUGAAGUAGCUUUCUCUCCUCCAUUGAAGCGUCUGACAUUUGGGAUAGAGAGAAUUAAUAAUGCCUGACGUACAAGCUCUAGUCAAUGACUUUGUUAACAAACUCAGAAAACGUAAAAUUGAGGGGUCACAAGCAACAGCAAAGCACACUGCAGAGUUUCUUCGCUCCGUUAUAUCCCAGCAGAGAAUUCCUUAUACAAACCAAGCUGGAGCUCUCAUUGAUGCGGUAAAGGCUGUUGGAGAGCAGCUAAUUGCUGCCAACCCUGUGGAGCUUGCUGUUGGUAAUAUUGUCAGGAGGGUGCUACAUAUUAUUAGAGAGGAGGAUUUAUCUCUUACUACCGCUGCUAUUGGUGACCUAAAUAUAUCAGUUGGAAGUGAUGAUGAUGAAGAUGACAGAGAUGAUCAUCCUGUUCUGUCAGCAGCCGUAGUAGCUGCUGCAGCAAGGAGCACUUUGCGCCCACCAUCACUACAUACUCUUCUUGAAGAUGUACCCAAUGCUUCUGCUGCUCCCCUUUCUUCAUCUGGGGGUGAUUCUGAAGGAAAAAGCAAGUCUGCUGAUAAGAGUUUAAGGAUUCGAAAACUGAAGCAUGAUAUCAUUGAAUCUGUUAAUGAGCUCAUUCAGGAUAUAGACACUUGCCAUGAGCAGAUUGCUGAGCAAGCAGUUGAGCACAUUCAUCAAAAUGAGGUAAUUUUGACUUUAGGACGGUCAAGAACUGUGAUGGAAUUUCUCUGUGCUGCAAAGGAAAAGAAACGGUCAUUCAAGGUCUUUGUUGCGGAAGGUGCUCCAAGGUACCAAGGGCAUGUUCUUGCCAAAGAAUUGGUGGCUAGAGGUUUGCAGACCACUGUGAUUACUGACUCUGCUGUUUUUGCCAUGAUAUCAAGAGUAAACAUGGUCAUAGUUGGAGCUCAUGCUGUUAUGGCUAAUGGUGGACUGAUAGCCCCUGUUGGCUUGAAUAUGGUUGCUCUUGCUGCUCAAAGACAUGCUGUUCCUUUUGUUGUUGUUGCAGGCAGUCACAAGUUAUGUCCCUUGUAUCCUCACAACCCCGAAGUCUUACUCAAUGAGCUGAAGUCCCCAUCUGAUCUACUAGAUUUUGGAGAAUUUUCUGAUUGUAUGGAUUUUGGAAGUGGCAGUGGCAAACCGCUGCUUCAUAUUGUCAACCCAACAUUUGACUAUGUGCCACCAAAGCUCGUUAGCCUCUUUAUCACUGACACCGGAGGGCAUAAUCCAUCAUAUAUGUACCGGCUGAUUGCAGAUUAUUAUUCUGCUGAUGAUUUGGUUCUACAACAAAAGUCAACUGCUAAUUCCAAAUCUCUAUCCGGUCUUGUAUGAAUUUACCACCUUGAAAGACUGGCUGUGAAUUCAGCAAGAGAUUUGUAGGUCGAAAAGGUUGAAGUGAUUGGUGGUAGCCUAUCAUUCUCAAAUGUGAGACCAAAGUUUUGCUAAUACACCUUGUUCUAUCCCGCCACUCCCAAGCGGAAAUAAUGGGAAACCGUACGGGGAGACUAACUGAUGGUUACUUUUGCUCAUGUGGGUGAAUAUAAACAGCUAGAUCCUUUAUGCUGUUAUUGUAGAUGUAAAAGUAAAAUCUCAAAUUUCAGUUGCUGUUUAUUGGUAGCAUUCAACUGGUUAUUGGUAUUUAAAUUGCACAUGGUAGAGUAAAUUGAGGCUUUAACCUUAUGCUGUUUUGGUACAGAGAAUUUAUACAAUCAUUAUAAUCUAAUAACGAAGAAAAUUACCUCUAA
Chenopodium quinoa (quinoa) is the source of this 2303-nucleotide messenger RNA. Its product is annotated as translation initiation factor eIF-2B subunit beta-like. The coding region runs from base 622 to 1890 and encodes 422 amino acids. Gene Ontology annotation, biological process: translational initiation. The transcript has 11 exons. Gene Ontology annotation, cellular component: eukaryotic translation initiation factor 2B complex. Lineage: Eukaryota; Viridiplantae; Streptophyta; Magnoliopsida; Caryophyllales; Amaranthaceae. The record is from RefSeq and is a predicted model, not a curated record. Gene Ontology annotation, molecular function: translation initiation factor activity; guanyl-nucleotide exchange factor activity.